AUGCCUGCACGUAAAAAAGCAAAAAGUCCCAAACCGCAAGCCCAAAAGACCGAACCACCACUUGCGGCUCCUCCUUCAUUUGGUCAAUCUCAUCGUGUACUUGAAGAGGAGAUUGCGGGAUAUCCGGAAGUUCAGCGCAAUGAAUUCCUGACGACAAGAGCCAUCUAUCCUGACGAGUUCGAAAGGGUCCACGGGCGGAAGGAUGCCUGGAAGACCGAAGAGAACUUAGCUUUCAAGGUUCGCGUCGGGUCACUCGAGGAUCGCGAGUACUUUGUCAAGUUGAUCUUUGAAUUCCCUCGCGACUAUCCAAAGGUUCUCCCCAAAAUCAACAUCCUCGAAAUUCAGCCAAAGGAUCCGGAGAUCAAACAACACAUCGAACAUAUCGUUUCCACAUAUCCACGACAGCAUCAGGGAAGCGAGUCGGUACACGAAGUCACCACGGCUAUCAUGGAUUUUAUUGACCAGGCCAUUGUCGCGAAGCAGGCCAAAAGAACGGAACUCAGCCUUGAGGAGGAGCGUGCCGCUAGGGAAGCGUUGGCUAAGAGACAACUCGAGGAGAAAGAAGAAAGUGCCCGAAGACGGGCAGCCGAAGAAAUGGCAAAGCAGGAACUUCUCCUGGCGUCUCAGGUCGAAAGCGAAAAGCAACGUCGUCUCAAAACCAACCUCUCUCGAAAGAUUACGGGCGAAGAAAAUGCCGAUCUUUACGACGUCCCAGAAGACCCGAUCCGAUUCGAUCAGUCUAUGACCUGUCGAGACACAGCAACCAACCUCCCUUUCAAAUUCAAGUCCGUGGUGGGAAGGACUGUCAUUCUCCGGCGCGAGGACAAAACGGUCACGAUCGUGGCACCUCGCGUGGAUACCGAACGUGUACAAGCUCCACAACUAUUGCUCAAAGACAUCGACAUUCCUGAAGGCAUUGCUCCCAAAGCUGAGCUGCAAAAGUGCAUGGAAAAGGUUGAGGAGGCUUUGGAGUCGUCCAAGGAACACCGUCAUCAAAAUGUCGUCGACCUCCUCAACUACAAGAUUGAACAUAUGUCUCUCGAGGAUGGCACAGGGCCGUGGAGACUCUCUGUCCUGUCGGAAUUUGCGAACCAAGGUUCUCUCUCUGAUCUGCUGGAUCUCUGUGGGGCUUUAAGUGCUACCAAGAUACGCUCGUGGGUCCGUCAACUCCUUGAUGCUCUUCUCUUUUUCGAUCAACAAGGCUACGUCCAUCCAGCUGUUCAUGCCGGAAAUGUCAUGUUGUUCCUUUCCAAGUCUGGCGCGACCACGGUCAAACUAUCCGAUGGAUAUGGCACGCAACUCCGAGACCUGGUUCAGGCGGCGCGGGACUCAUCCGCUCCAGCCGUCAAGGACCCUCUCCCCUUAUGGAUACCUCCGGAGCUGAACUGCCAAUAUCCCAAGAGAACCAGCAAGACGUGCAUCUGGGAUCUGGGCGUCAUCAUCAUGGAAAUGGCACUCGGCAAAAUGGUCAAGAAAUUGUACACCUCACCCUCAAAUGUAUUGGAAGGCGUCGAUUUCGAAACCAGCACCGAGAGAUUGAUGGAGGAAAUGUUUCAGUCUAAUGCCACCAAUCGUCCGUCUGCCUUUGACCUCUCACGAAAAGAGUUUUUCUACAAAGAGCGAGAAGCCAUUUUCCGAAAUCAUUCACCCUAUCUACCAAGCCCCCCCAGCCGACGGAGACGACAGAGCGACAAGGUCGGUACCUCUCGAUAUCGAAAUGAGUGGGAAGAAGUUGAACGAAUUGGAAGAGGGGGCUUUGGCAAAGUAUUCCGGGCCAGACAAAAGCUGGAUGGCCAGUUCUACGCGGUGAAGAAGAUCGACAGCAGCUCGAGAAAGAUGCUCGAGGAUAUUCUGCGCGAAGUGACCUUGCUUGCUAAACUCAAUCAUCCCUACGUCGUCAGGUACUACAAUGCAUGGUACGAAAGUGAACACAAUGAUCGAGUUGAAGACAUACGCCAGCGAGCGGAACCCGAAAGACCAAUUCAACAAGCUCAACCGCUGAGCAUCGGGCAUGACUUUAUGGAACCCUCGGUGUAUCCCAAUCAAGGCGCCGAAUACAGCGAUUCGGAUGAUGGCAUAUUUGCAUAUCAACCUCCGCCUUCCAUUGAUGGACAGGAAGACUACGACGAUGAUAUCUUCGAAGAGAAUCCCGAACCUCAGGCAGACGAAGAUGACCAACCCGGUGAUCCAUUCGCUGCUUCACGUCCCCUGGGGCAGGCUUUGGACUCCAAUCCUUUUGCCAGCAGCGACACUCCAGACAAUUCGAUCAUCCCAUCCCGAUCACGAUCACCACCACUCAGUGAAGAAACUACUUUAUACAUCCAAAUGGAAUUCUGUGGUGGCCAGACUUUGAGACAUCGUAUCGCACAAGGCCUCUGGACCGAUUUGGAUGCUAUAUGGCGAUUGUUCAGACGAAUUGUCGAAGGGUUGGCCCAUAUUCACAGUCACGGCGUCGUGCACCGAGAUCUCAAACCCGAAAAUAUAUUCCUUGACUCUCAUGAUACACCCAAGAUUGGUGACUUCGGACUCGCCACCGCCGGACAAGCGACAUCGAAGCCACACGUUUCCAAUCCAGGCAUGGUCAUUACCAAAUCCACUGGGUUAGGCACACAAGGCUAUACAGCUCCCGAACUUUAUGUCCAUGGGAGCAGUUACGAUUCUCGAGCGGAUAUGUACUCUCUUGGAAUCAUGUUCUUCGAAAUGUGUUACCCACUCAAGUCGGCGAUGGAAAAGGCUAAAUUGAUGGAAGGACUCAUCACAAAGCCACCUGUGCUUCCCGACUUCUUUGACGAGGACAUCCAUCAGCGACAAGGCGAGAUCAUUCUACAGCUUGUCAAUCCAGAUCAGACGAGAAGACCGACUGCUCAGGAUCUUCUCAACAGUGGAAAAAUCCCCGAACCUUUGGAAGACGAGAAGUUUCAGCGAUACAUUGAUCGAAUGGCGGCAGACAACCCCGAAGAAUACCAGGCGCUGGUCACCAAAUUUUUUGCCAAUCCAAACAGCACCGUCUCCAGUCUUGCUUGGGAGGAUAAAUCAGCUACGGGCAUGCAUUCUCUGGAGCGUGUGUUGUGGAUUUCUGUCACUGAGCAACUGAGAAACAUCUUUCGUCGACAUGGAGCCACUGAAGUUGGUCGACAAGGCAUCUUUCCCAAAGCCGAUUUCUACACAAACGCCGCCACCUUUCUCGACACCUCCGGCCUGGUGGUCCAAUUACCUGUUGAUCUCACCCUGCCUUUCGCACGGAGUCUCGGGCAAACAUCUGUUUCCUACAGCAAAUCAUACGUCUUCGGUGUCGUGUACCGUGCCACCGGACCAGGAAACGAACCGAGACAGGUCCCUGAAGUUGACUUCGAUUUUGUCAGUCACAGUGCCAGGAAUCUGUCACUCAAGGAGGCGGAGGUGAUUAAAGUCCUCGACGAGAUGCUCGUCGAAUUCCCAGCCCUGGCAAUUCGAAACUGGACAAUCUACCUCAACCACGCCGAUCUGAUCGACCUCAUCCUAGACUUUUGUCGGAUCAAGAAACACGAGUUCUCCAAAGUCAAGCAGGCACUGUCUCAUCUCAACACCGGCACCACCACGUGGACACAAGUGCGAGAACAACUUCGAAGCUCGACCAUGAACAUCGCAGAGACUUCCGUGACCGAUCUGGCACAAUUUAAUUUCGAGGGAGAUUUGGAGACUGUCCGUCACAAAUUGACCCGGUUGUUUGGUGACAACGACCACUUGAGCAAAGCUUUGCCCCUUUUGGCUCGUCUCGACGAACUCAUCCAAUACCUCCGACGAAUGAACGUCCACACUCAAAUCCUCGUGGCACCACUCAGCAACAACUUCGAACACCUCUACCGCGGCCACCUGCUGUUCCAGUGCACCGAAAAAACUUCCCGAAAGGUUCUCGCCGUCGGUGGGAGAUAUGACGCUCUCAUCCAACAGUUUCAGACGAGGUCUGGCAAAAGCUCCACGCGCUCCGUCGGCUUUCGCUUGAAUAUUUUGGAUCUGAUCACCUACGUCCGCGGCCAGAUCCAGGCCCAGACCAGCAGCAAGUCCACCAAGGUCUCUGGUGCGGUUUCGGAGUCCUCGUCGUCGUCGAGGCAUUUGACCAGAUGUGACAUUCUGGUUACUAGCUUCGACAGCAGUACUCUGAAGACGUCAUGCGUCGAGUUGCUGUCGUCUUUGUGGUCCGCUGGCCUCAGUGCCGAGUUGUCCGAGGAGUUCCGCUCCCUUGAAGAGUUGGAAAUGGCAUACAAGGACAACUCUGGCUACUGGUUGGUCAUCGUGAGAGGAGGGGCGGGUGAGCGCGGGCUGAAGGUGCGUAGCCCCUCCCGCUCGGAGGACGAGGUCAAGGCGGUGGACUUGGUCGGGUUUCUUCGCUUGAAAAUGGCAAAGAAUAAGUAG
Messenger RNA from Rhinocladiella mackenziei CBS 650.93, 4392 nucleotides. RefSeq lists its product as uncharacterized. Gene Ontology annotation, molecular function: eukaryotic translation initiation factor 2alpha kinase activity; ATP binding; protein binding. The record is from RefSeq and is a predicted model, not a curated record. The transcript is spliced from 2 exons. The coding region runs from base 1 to 4392 and encodes 1463 amino acids. Gene Ontology annotation, biological process: regulation of translational initiation by eIF2 alpha phosphorylation; DNA damage checkpoint signaling. NCBI's taxonomy places the organism in Eukaryota, Fungi, Ascomycota, Eurotiomycetes, Chaetothyriales, Herpotrichiellaceae.